ACGGAGCGCGGGAGUUGAUCUCUAACCUCGGUUCUACUUUAAAUCAUUUUGUUUUCUACUUCCCGUGUUUCUGUUCCACCACUGACAACAGUUUCUCUACUUAUCAAAACUGCUGAAAAACCUGGAUUCCAUGGACAGACUGGACUGGAGUGGGUUUUCUGUUGUGAUUUAGCGCCGCCAGUCUCCAGCAGGUGUUCAACAUGGCGAUCACGGGGAGCGGAUCUCUGGCUUUUUCUCUCUCUCUUGUCGUGAUUUCAGCCGCGUUUCUUCUCAAAGGAGCUGCUGAAGUCGUAACAGUGGAAGGUCAGAACCUGGCAACGGACAACGUGUCUGUGAUCGAGGGCGAGACGGCCACCAUCAGCUGCAGAGUGAAGAACAACGACGACUCGGUCAUCCAGCUCCUCAACCCCAACAGGCAGACCAUCUACUUCAAGGAUGUCAGACCUCUGAAGGACAGCCGGUUCCAGCUGGUGAAUUUCUCUGACAACGAGCUGCGGGUGUCCCUGUCCAACGUGUCACUCUCCGACGAGGGACGCUACGUUUGCCAGCUCUACACGGAUCCUCCCCAGGAAGCCUACGCAGACAUCACUGUCUUAGUUCCUCCAGGCAAUCCGAUCAUCGACAGUCGCGAGGACGUGGUCAGUGAAGGCAACGAGACGGAGCUCACCUGCACGGCCAUCGGCAGCAAACCAGCCGCCUCCAUCAGGUGGAUGAAAGGAGACCAAGAACUGACAGGUGAGACGACGGUGGAGGAGACGUACGACAGGACGUUCAUCGUCACCAGCCGAGUCCGGUUUUCCGUCAGCAAAGAGGACGACGGUGCACCGGUGGACUGCGUCAUCGACCAUCCAGCUGUUAAGGACCUGCUGGCUCAGAGACACCUGGAAGUGAUGUAUAAACCAGAGGUGAAGAUCGUGGUGACGUAUCCUGAAGGUUUAACCAGAGAAGGGGACAAUUUAGAUUUGACGUGCAUCGCUGAAGGAAAACCACAUCCUCAUCAGAUAAACUGGCUCAGGGUGGACGAGGACGUGCCGCCUCACGCCGUGGUCACCGGCUCUGAUCUCUACAUCGAGAACCUCAACAAGUCCUACAACGGCACGUAUCGCUGCGUCGCGUUCAACACGGUGGGCGAGGCCUACGACGACUACAUCCUCUAUGUGUACGAUGCUCCCACUACUAUCCCCACACCCACCACCAACCCAGUCAACACGCAAGACUCUAGAGCCGGAGAGGGGGCGCCGCAGAAAAUUGACCACGCUGUCAUCGGGGGAGUGGUUGCCGUGGUGAUGUUUGCCAUCCUCUGUGCACUCAUCGUUCUUGGUCGAUACUUUGCCAGACACAAAGGAACUUACUUCACGCAUGAAGCCAAAGGGGCGGACGACGCCGCUGAUGCAGACACGGCCAUCAUCAACGCGGAGGGCGGACACAACAACACAGACGAGAAGAAGGAGUACUAUAUCUGAAGUGGACAGGCCAGGAGAGACGGGUGGGAACACUGCUGGCGAUGUUGGUGUUGGUAGUGUUGGUGGUGGUGGUGGUGGUGGCGCUAUAGGAGCAUUAUGUCUAACUCUGUUUGGUUACGAGACGGCACGAGGGCAGGGAGGGAGCGUAAGGUUUAAAGGAGGAAGAGAAGAGAAGAAAGAAAAAUGUGGAAAGUAGGACUGCCGUGUCCAAGUGGUAAUAAGAGGCAUUGCUGAGUCUCCUAUCCGACCCUUCCUGGACUGCUGGGGCUGAUUCUGUACAGUUCAAUUAUUUUACAGACAAUUUUGUGCCUUGUUCUAUAUCCUUUUUGUUUGUUUCUGUUGUUUAUUUUCCCCUGUCACAUGCUUUUUGGAUUGGAUUCUUCUUUUUUCUUUUUUUUUUCCCUUUUACUUGCAUCUGAUCUUUCUGAGGAGAUGAAAAGGCCUGGUGCUCGUCUACGAGUGUGUUUGUGCUGCAGCAGGCGUUAAACUCAUGUACCCACACCUGAGGAGACAGCUAAUUAACACUUAACUAGAAGACAGUAAGUUAUUAUGGUAGUGCAACUAAAACCCAGACUUAAAAAUAUACGUAAACACAAGAGAGUCACGUUUUCCUCAUUGUCGCAGUGCUGUUGUAUCUCACCAAACUUUAAAGUACAACUGGGUCCCGGUUGUAUUUUAAGACAAUUCCUAACAGUUGGGUACGAUUUAGCAUUUCCUAACUGGGACUGACUGGGUCGGGACCCACAGAUUUAUUUCAGGUCCCCAAAAACAAAUUUGCAGACUUUCCCCCAACCUUUAGUUAAGAUUUAUGUGUACGUGUUUAAAAUGAUGGUUGUAAUUUAUGACAUUUAUAUUGUGAAUUGGGUCACAAUAGUUUGUUUGUGAGGGGAACAUUGUGCUCGAGUAUUGUGAGAGUUGUUAAGUGCCAUGACAUGGAUUUGUUUUUAAAUUCUCUAGAGAAAGUCAGAAAUGUCAGUUACUCUCUGCAGGCAGGUCUUGGUAUAACAUCCGUAGUUUACACUUAACCUUUCUCCAGAGUUCCUUGAACCCAACAUUAUUUCAAAACUGAACAACUAAUGUGCAACUCUCAUUAAAGCAGAACUAUGCAGGAUUUUUCUUUUUUUACCCUAAUUUAACAGCUCCAGAGUCAUUGUCAUGGACUGUCUCCACUGCCCCCUACUGUCUGUUUGUGGGAAACCAGCCUUUGCAAGAUCAGGAGUCCUCAGAGUCAGCAGGUUUCUCAAAGUCUUGGGUCUAGGGAGAAACACUUACUGCUUCACGGCACUACACACACACACACACACACACCCUCGCCAGUUUACCGUAUAUAAGAUCACGGCA
Messenger RNA from Solea solea (common sole), 2804 nucleotides. RefSeq names its product cell adhesion molecule 1b (gene cadm1b). The transcript is spliced from 13 exons. Gene Ontology annotation, cellular component: neuron projection; plasma membrane; synapse. The record is from RefSeq and is a predicted model, not a curated record. The coding region runs from base 201 to 1463 and encodes 420 amino acids. Lineage: Eukaryota; Metazoa; Chordata; Actinopteri; Pleuronectiformes; Soleidae. Gene Ontology annotation, molecular function: signaling receptor binding. Gene Ontology annotation, biological process: susceptibility to natural killer cell mediated cytotoxicity; cell recognition; detection of stimulus.